Molecule: messenger RNA, 1415 nt
Organism: Syngnathoides biaculeatus (alligator pipefish)
Lineage: Eukaryota; Metazoa; Chordata; Actinopteri; Syngnathiformes; Syngnathidae
Product: tetraspanin-13-like
Exons: 6
Coding region: 97-711 (204 amino acids)
Cellular component (GO): membrane
Source: RefSeq, a predicted model, not a curated record
UACAGGAAUUAAAAAAAAAAAAAAAAAAAAAGAAGAAGACAGGUGAAGAGGGAAGACGAAAGAACAAAGUUCGUGUGAAGUUUCUGAGCGGCGGAGAUGGUUUGCGGAGGAUUUGUUUGCACUAAAAACUCCCUUUGCGCACUCAAUGUUCUUUACGUGCUGGUGAGCCUGCUGCUGGUGGGCGUGGCGGCGUGGGGCAAAUGGUUCGGCCUGGUGUCCAGCAUCCGGGUAGUGGCGGGCGUCAUCUGCGUGGGCAUCUUUCUGUUGCUGGUAGCUUUUGUGGGGCUGUGCGGCGCCCUGCACCACCACCAGGUGCUGCUCUUCUUUUACAUGAUUAUUUUGUUCCUGGUCUUCCUGGUGCAACUGUCGGUGUCGUGCGCCUGCCUGGCCCUCAACGAAGACCAGCGGAAUCAUCUCCUGGAAGCGGGCUGGAACAAGUCCGAGUCCAUGCGGACCGACGUGGAGAAGACGCUGGACUGUUGCGGCUUCUCCCACGUGGACUACAACGCGUCCUGCGCCGCCAGCUGUUUUAACAAGAAGCUGUCGUGUGCCACAUGCUCCGAAAUAAUUGAGAAGUACGCUGGGGAAGUGCUCCGCUUUGUGGGCGGUAUCGGGCUAUUCUUCAGCUUUACCGAGAUUCUUGGUGUUUGGCUGGCCCGACACUACAGAAACAUCAAAGACCCCCGAUCAAGUCCUGGAGCCUUUCUAUGAUUCCCCCCCCCAAAAGAGAAUAAUGCAUUAUGCUGCUCCAUUUUUCCUGCCAGUGUAAUUGAGAUUUGUAAUUUACAAAAUAUGUAAAUGUGCUUAAAAGAUAAGUCUAAAUGGCUAUUAAAUGCUAAUCAGUCUGAUUUGAAAGCAUGUUUAAUAUUCUUUUCACACUUAUCAAUACUCAAUGCUUGAAACAGUAGCCUAGCCUUACGUGUAGGCUAAAAAUGCCCCAAAUGUUGGAUUUUUUUUGUGGUGAUGCCAGUAAGAUCAACCGUAAAUAUUUUUUGAAUACAAUGUAAAAUAUUUUCAUGUUUAUCAUUGGUCCAAAUCACCACAAAUAGCUGCUUACCGUAUCUUUGCGUGUAGGAUUCAAUGAAUUGUUUUCCGCUGGGCGAUAAAACUAACACCAAACUAACUAGACGAGUUAGAUUGAAGGUUGCUAUGUUGAUAUUUUCUAGCUAAAGCUAAGCUAGCUGCUAGCUCCUGAUAGCAGUCCAAGUGCAUAUGGUCUUUGUAAUUGCUAUAAAACACGCUGUGCCACAUUAUUUCAAACCACAUCUUAAAGGGCUAACAUUACUUCAUUAGUAUUGUACGCUAUGUAACAAUGUUAGCUAUUUAGCAUGCUAACAAAUUAUGUACAAGAUAGCUUCAAUCUUCUAUUGGUUUCAUUAUUUUAUGGAUAAGAAUAAACAUGUUUCUUAUUUCAA